ACUAAGACCCGCUAUGGCCUCCGUAGAGUUGAAUUUACCUACAUUAAGCCCAUGCUAUUUUUACAGUGUUUAGUCAAUGCUUUAUUUGCCCAGGCUGCUCUCUGGUAUUUUCGAGAACCAAGGUCGGCAAUUUCUCAAAGGGGUUAUGCCCUUUGCGGGCUUACGUAUAUCGGGGCCAUGUUCAGCAGUAAUGCAAGUCUACGUUAUGUCAGCUAUCCUGCUCAGGUUAUUGGAAAAUCCGUCAAACCUAUCCCGGUUAUGGCGCUUAGUGUGCUUUGGGCAAAACAACGGUAUCCACUCAAAAAGUAUCUCUUCGUCGGACUUAUUACGACCGGAGUCAUUCUUUUUAUGUACAAGGAGGGUACUUCAUCUCAAUCCAAAGCUGGUUUUGGCUGGGGUGAACUACUUUUGUUGAUUUCUCUCUGCCUUGAUGGCCUUACCGGAGGGAUGCAGGAGGAUUUCCGUUCCAGGGGGCAUGUCGGUCCCUACACCAUGAUGCGCAAUCUGAAUUUGUGGUCGCUAGUUUACCUCGGCCUGGUUAUUCUCCUUACGGGUGAAACUCUGCCUUUUGUUGCUUUUGUGCGCAAUUUCCCCAACGUCGCCCUAAAUAUCUUCCUAUUCGGCAUCGUUAGCGCCAUUGGCCAGAUGUUCAUCUACACCACGAUUGUCCACUUCAGUCCUCUGAUGUGCUCAAUUGUCACAACAACGCGCAAGUUCUUUACCGUCUUGGCUUCAGUGUUCAUCUUUGGUCACCCCCUUUCUCGCUUGCAAAUGCUUGGAGCAGCACUCGUUUUCACCGGUCUCCUCGCCGAUCAAGUCUAUGGGAAAUCGAAAAAGCGCCCAACCGCAGCCGGCGCUUCUGCUGUUAAUAGCUGCGCACAUUCCAAUCUGUCAAACUCGUCAAUCCCGUUCGACGACGAAGAUGCCGUCUCUAAAAAGCAUUCCUAA
This is a messenger RNA of Dibothriocephalus latus, 948 nucleotides long. The record is from the annotation of a GenBank genome assembly. NCBI's taxonomy places the organism in Eukaryota, Metazoa, Platyhelminthes, Cestoda, Diphyllobothriidea, Diphyllobothriidae.